GGAUCUUAAAAUGGUGAAAAUGACCGCCCCAUUAACGUUUCAUUCAUACGAUAUUUGAACUCGUUCGCAGAAUGAAGUCACUAACAGCCUUGGUUCUUGUGAUUCUUGUGCAUGGUUUUAAUGCUGAGAAAGACUUUACAUUGAGGCUGAAAGCUUUGGAACAAGAGUUCGCUACAAAGUUGCAGCAAGACGAUUUGAGGAUCAAAAAUCUUGAAGAAACGGUGAAAGGGCAGCAGAUGGUGCUUUAUGACCAAUGGAAAACCAUACAACAAUUAAAUGACAGACUGGAGACGCAGAAUAACAUAAUCAAAAGAUUAGUUGAUGGAUACAGCUCUGUUCAAGAAAAUAAGGACUCUAAAUCAAUUGGAACGCCGGAUGACAUUAUGGAUUCAGGACUGUCAAGAACUGAUAAAAAAGAUGCGUUACGCGAGCUCAACGAACCCACAAAAGAGGCCUCGUUCUUUUCGAAUCAACAGCGAAUACUAAAUUACUUAGCUCAGAAAGAUAGUCAUGAAACAUCUACAAGGGGAGCAAACUGGACAAGCACGAAUGAUGGUCGAAUUGACUCGCAUGACACACUGGAUGCAGAUGAAAAUAAUCGGGAACAACUUAACGUCGGAGCAAAGUACAGCCGAGAAAUUACGAGGCCUGUUGCUUUCACAGCUAUUAAAAUAAAUAGCCAAACUGGAAUUGGAGUCAACCAAAAUAUAGUAUUUGAUAGUGUGAUUCUUAAUGACGGCGGAGGUUUCAACGCAUAUCAUGGACUAUUUACUGCACCGGUCACGGGGUAUUACCUAUUCUCCACGACAAUCUUACACACUCCACACUCACAGGAGCUGCAUGCUGGUAUUAUGCACAAAGGUAAUCUGAUUGCUAUGAUACAUGGCUUCGUUAACGUCUUCGAACAAGGAACACAAACCGUUGUACUGAAAGUGAGAACCGGGGAGCAGGUUUGGAUUGGCAAUAGAGACUACACCAACCAAUACGUUUAUGGAGAUUAUUACUCGUCAUUCUCUGGUUUCCUGUUGCAUCAGCUUGAAUGAAGAUGUAAAUUGUGGUUACACGGGGAUCCUAUUCUGGAUCACGGUACUCGUUGUACAAUAAAAACACUACAAUUA
This is a messenger RNA of Dreissena polymorpha, 1118 nucleotides long. RefSeq lists its product as uncharacterized. The coding region runs from base 72 to 1043 and encodes 323 amino acids. Gene Ontology annotation, molecular function: protein binding. The record is from RefSeq and is a predicted model, not a curated record. The transcript has 3 exons. Lineage: Eukaryota; Metazoa; Mollusca; Bivalvia; Myida; Dreissenidae.